Molecule: messenger RNA, 1198 nt
Organism: Gorilla gorilla gorilla (western lowland gorilla)
Lineage: Eukaryota; Metazoa; Chordata; Mammalia; Primates; Hominidae
Exons: 5
Coding region: 10-672 (220 amino acids)
Source: RefSeq, a predicted model, not a curated record
AGUCCCCAAAUGGAGGGAAGCAAAUACGCAGGGGCCGCCGCCGCCUCCCUGCCGGGCGUGUGUCCGCGGCCCGGAGGGGAGGGCAGGAGGGCGAAUCCACACGCCACCCGCUCCCCCGGCGACAGCGCGGAGUGCGAGGCAGGCGGCCGGGACCAGGGGCGCGCCGCCGGCCAGCGGCAGACGGGCGUUGGGAAAGGGGCGGCCGGGGGAGGAGAGGGGUGGCUGCUGGCUGCGGGCUACGGGGACGGUCCGGUCCCGGCGGCGGACGGGGUCCGGACUAGGGGAGGUGAGGAAGGAGGGGAAGGAGAUGAGCCCGCACCGCGCGUCACUAGCGAGAAGCCGCCGCCGCCAACACCGCCGCCGCCAUCUUCACUUCUGCCCCAGUUUCUCCGUCUCGCAGGCUCCGCUCCGGAGCGGCGGGGGAGGGGCAAACGGGAGGAGGAGGAGGGAGGAGACCGGCGGGCGGGGGCGCGGCGGCGAGAGGCGGGGCUCCGGGAAACGGGCGGCAAGGCCCCCUCGAUUGGGCGGCUCAACGUUGUCCGGCCACGACGCUGUAAGGCGCGUGCCGAUUGGUCCGUUCGGCUCCCGAGCCCAGCCCCGCCGGGGGUGGGAUGUCUCCAGAGUGAGUGUUCCGGAGAGCACGUGUUAGGGAAGGAGGAGGCUGCGGGCUAGCCUGCCGGGAGGGAGGAUGCUGCUGCCUGUUUCCUAUUAGUGACAACCCACCUCCUAAUCACGUCCUGCUUCAAACAAGAACACUGCCCCUUCCAUCUGCGAAGAUGAAGAGUUCAAAGUCCCAGCCAGUUACUACAUUCAGCUCAAAAAACGAGACCUACAAGACUCCGUGGCCGAGUUAAUCGCUGAUGGAGCCUGAACUGAACCCAAAGCCUUCCGGUGAUUCUGAUCACACACUUGGAGCGGCUAGAGAAGAAGACCUAGACAGAUAUAGUCAUCAAAUGGAAAAAUCCUCAACAUCCUUGUGAAUGGCAGCAUGUGAAGGCUCAGGGAAACACCAUUGCCUUUUCCUAGAUUGCUGAGAAUUUCCAGAGGCCUAUGGCCAAAGCAUCUUCUUCUGUGGCAUACGUAAGUUCAUGGAUGGAUCGCUUGCUGCCCUCAAGUGUGGUCGCUGCUCAGCACUCUGUGAACCUGGAACGAAAUCUUAGCCCCUUAGAGUGACCAUUAAAAGCCUCUCGCAAAGGAA